AUGCCCUGGCCUUGUGUGAAGUACAAGCCUUUAGUACUGAGGGUGGAUGAUGGGGUAUCCUUUGACGCUGCGAGGGAAAGGUGCCAGCAGUCUUCCCCCGCCAACUCCUCUGACCUGGCGCACGGCAUGGGAGAGGUCACCCACUCCUACCUCACCUCAGAGCUGGCCACCCGCGCCGCUGACCUCAAGGCUGACCUGGUGUGGGUAGGAGUGAGGAAAGAUCCAGAAUUUGUGUCAAGAACGUGGCGCUGGGUUGACGGCACAGUAGUCGACACUCCGAGGUGGGGGAGAGCGCAGCCGAACAAUUACAACGGAAAGCAGAAUUGUGUUGCACUCGAUAAAGGCAGAAAAUGGCUCUGGAAUGAUGUAGGCUGUGAACUGGACUACCUUCCCUACGUCUGCCAGUAUGUGCCCAGCCACAUGUCACGGCUGUCUCUGAUCUUCCUGUCUUCCUCACAACCCACCGAGCGCCUCUCAAACAAGGGCCGUCACAACGCUUCUCCUCGUUAA
Messenger RNA from Scylla paramamosain (green mud crab), 510 nucleotides. Its product is annotated as C-type lectin lectoxin-Phi1-like. Bases 1 to 510 code for a protein of 169 amino acids. Gene Ontology annotation, molecular function: signaling receptor activity. Lineage: Eukaryota; Metazoa; Arthropoda; Malacostraca; Decapoda; Portunidae. The record is from RefSeq and is a predicted model, not a curated record. The transcript has 4 exons.